AUGGUUCGAAUGGGUUUAGGUGUUCCUCAAAUGCCUUCUAUGCCCGAUAUGGAUAUGUCAUUUGCAACAAGUUCAGCGGAUUCUAAAGCUGAGUCUGUUUCUCGAUCUAGUUCAGACACUACUGGUUCCGGUUCUGGUUCUGGUUCUGGCACUAGCUCUAGCUCUAGCUCUAGCUCUAGCUCUAGCUCAGCUUCCGAUUCUGGUUCUGAGUCUGAUUCUAGUAAGACCAAAACAGGAAAUAAUGGAUUAGAAGACACUCAAUCUAGCUCUAGUUCUAGUUCGAGCUCCGCUCUGAUUCUAACUCGUUCUUCGGCUGGGUCUAUUUCUGAUUCUAGCUCAGCAUCAGGUAGUGAGACAAAGACAGAAGAUAAUAAUGGAUCAGGAGUCAUUCCAAUGAUUGGUUCAACUAUUGGUAAAAUGAUGAAGACAGUUAAAAAUGGUUUGAAAUCAAUGACUGAUUCAGGAUCUAGUUCAGAAAGUUCAGACACUGAAUCUAGUUCUGCCUCUGCUUCUGAAUCUAGUUCUGGUUCUAGUUCUGCUUCAAAUUCUGGUACUAAUAAUGAUAAUGAUGAUUCUGGUUCUUCUAACUCUGUUUCUGGUUCUAGCUCGAAAUCAAGUAGUAAGAGCAAUACUGAAACAGAAGAUAAUAAUGGAUUAGGAAUGAUUCCUACUAGUAUGAUUGGUUCAACCAUUGAGGAUAUGAUGAAAACAGUUAAAAGUAGUACUAGUAGCGCAACAUCAAUGACUAACUCUAUGGCUAAUACUGAUUCUGGCGAUAGAAACGGUUCUGAGUCAAGUUCAAGCUCAAGUUCAGGAUCAUCCAGUGAUUCAGGCUCUAACGAUAAAAAAAGUUUACCCGCUAAAUCUUCCGAUAGUUCUGCUGCUGCUUCAUCAUCUACCAGUGAUAAAUCGAAAUCAGGUAAAGCUCCUAAAUCCAACAAUGGAUCGGGUUCCGGUUCUAGAUCAGGAUCAACUUCAACUUCAGGAUCAACUAGUGACUCAGAUUCUAACAAUCAAGGAAAUGCAAGUUCGGCCGCUCAAUCUUCCACUGGUUCUGCUGCUUCAUCAUCUACCAGUGAUAAAUCAAAAUCAGGUAAAUCCUAAAUCCUCCACAGGAUCUGGUUCCGGUUCAAGUUCAACUUCCACUUCAGGAUCAACCAGUGGUUCAGAUACUAACAAUCAAGGAAAUACAAGUUCGUCCGCUCAAUCUUCCACUGGCUCUUCUGCUUCAUCAUCUAACAAUAAUGCAUCAAAAUCAGGUAAAGGUCCUAAAUCAAGCACUGGAUCGGGUUCAGGUUCUAGUUCAGGAUCAACUUCAACUUCCACUUCAGGAUCAAGUGCUUCUGGUUCUAGCUCUAAUUCUGGCUCUGGUGGAAAUUCAAAAGGACCCUCAAAUAGUGUAACUAAAUCAUUUUCAUCUUCAAAGUCCACCACAAACAAUAACGGAAAAGGAUAUGCCACAGGUUCAGGAUCAUCUCCAUCAGGAUCACCAAAACAAGGUAAAGGUAAACCAAUACCAACUGGACCUAAUCCAUCUUCGAGCUCUUCUUCUGCAACUUCUAUGGCAAACGCCAAUUCAGUUUCCAAGCAAAACUCAAAUCCAAAAGGUCAAUCAGAUUCUGAAAUCAUGAGUAUUAAAACCCCAGUCAUGUCUGUAGGUGUAUCAGCGUCCGCCUUGGCUUUAUAAAUGAAACUUUUCUUGUCUAUGUUUUAAGAAAACCGUUAAUAAUUAAUAAUAAAUGCAAAAUAUCAUA
Panonychus citri (citrus red mite) is the source of this 1754-nucleotide messenger RNA. RefSeq lists its product as uncharacterized. The record is from RefSeq and is a predicted model, not a curated record. Bases 1 to 1104 code for a protein of 367 amino acids. Lineage: Eukaryota; Metazoa; Arthropoda; Arachnida; Trombidiformes; Tetranychidae. The transcript has a single exon.